Prorocentrum cordatum is the source of this 2670-nucleotide messenger RNA. Lineage: Eukaryota; Dinophyceae; Prorocentrales; Prorocentraceae. The record is from the annotation of a GenBank genome assembly.
AUGGUUCCUCUCCGCGCCCUGGCCGCAGCCGUGCUGCUACGAGCGACUGCCGCCGCCAAGAUCGUGGAGGACGGGGACAAGGGCUUGCCCGAAGACAUGAUUGGCGGGGAGAGCUCUGCCGUGUGGCGCAAGAUCAUGGAGGCCAGCGCGAAAGCAAUGCAGCACCAGCAUCAUGCAGAGGAAGCCGCGAAGGCUGCCGCGGAGGCCAAGGCUGCAGACGAGGCCGCCAAUGUUGCUUCAGAGGCCAGUGCCGCGGAGCAGGCGGCGAAAGCUGCCGAGGAGGCUAAAGCUGCAGAGGAGGCGGCGAAGGCUGCUGCAGAUGCCGUGGCGGUCGAGGAGGCGGCGAGGAAUGCCGCAGCGGCGAAAUCUGUACCAGAUGCCAGGUCCGUAGAAGAGGGGGCGAAGGCUUCCGCGUAUUUUGAGGCUGCCGAGAAGGCUGCUGCGGCGACCACUGCGGCAGAGGAGGCGGCGAAGGCUGCCGCAGAGGCCGAAGUGGCAAUGGAAGCGGCGAGGAAGGCCGCAGCGGCAAAGGCUGCAGCCGCAGCGAAGGCCGCAGAGGAGGCGACGGCGGCUCUGGCGGAGGCCAAGGUUGCCGAGCAGGUUGCCGCGGAGGCUGGAGCUGCAGAGGAGGCGACGAAGGCUGCCGCGGAGACCAAGGCUGCGAACGAGGCCGCCAAAACUGCUUCAGAGGCCAAGGAUGUGGCACCGGCUGCGAAAGGUGACGAGGAGGCCAGAGCUGCACAGGAGGUGGCGAAGGUUGCAGCGCCGCCAGCGCCGGCACCGAUCACAGAGGACCGCUAUUUCAAGGGGCGACCGCAGCCUUCUCCUCCGCCAACAGCGUCCCCGACGCUGGAUCCGACACCCGAGCCGACACCCGAGCCAACAUACAAGUUUGAAGCUCCAGGGAUCCCUUGCUCGUGUCACGUGCCGGCCUGCUUCGGGACAUACGACCUCAAUGCGGAUGGUUGCUUAACCCAGAACGAGUGUGACCUGCAGAUGCCCGUCUUGGAAUACUGUUUCAUGGUACCCGCAACUUGCGGGCCAGAAAAGUGGGACUUGGAUGAUGACGGCUGCAUCAAUUCAUACAUUACCGAGUUCGAGUGGGUCUACGCUGUUAACCAAUCAGUCUGCCCACAGGAGGUCCCCGAGCCGUGCGACGAGUGCCCAGAGGGCAAGUACAUCGUCCCGAACCCCUGUGAGUGCGUAGACUGCAUCGGCGAAACUCGCAGGCGCCGCUCCGCAGAGUGCACUCCCUGCCCAGCUCCGUUCGUGCCCUGCCAAGAUCCUGACACAGACGGCUGCUGCGAUCCUUACAUUCCCGGAAUCGAGGCUCGAAGCUCCCCGCCUGGUAACACCACUCUCCCUGUACAUGUCGCGUAUCACACGUGCACUGAGUUCUCUCUGGGCGACAGUAUCACCAUUUCUGGAAGAUUAUCGAGUGACCCGUCUACAACUGUCACGCACACAACGGUCGUUAUCGGGAUUUCCCAGAUCACUGGUGGAUACGAACUCGAUCUUAACGACCCGCUCCCAGGAACAUUUCAAUACGACGCGACAGUUCAGCAGACCUGCACUUCCACCGACGGGACUCAGGUGAGCAGCUCAUCCUCUCCCUUCUCCGGUGGUUGUUGCUGCGCAUGUGGCACUGACUGCUGCGAGUCGACCGAGGUGUGCACCUUGUACCCCAACGGCACUGGUGCGUGCUCCAGAGCUGGCCCGUACCCCGAAUUCUCGACUCCAGCCCCGACCGUCGGGGCCAAGGGCGACCCGCACUUGGUCAACCUUCAAGGAGAGCAUUUCGACAUCAACCACGAAGGCACGUUCACGCUGCUCCGUUUCCCACAGGAUGCCGAGAAGCCGGCCGAGUUCUCGUUCCAAGCAGUCGUGCAGCCAGACGUGGGCAAGCCGUGCACCACGUACAUUACGCAUGUGGAGCUCUCGGGCGCCUGGCUCGGCGGUAAGUCCGUGGAGAUUCGCUGCUACCGCAAGUCCCAUUCGAAUGACACCGACGCGUUCCUUGGUGCACGGCUGCUCGAGGGCAAGAGGGAUUCCCCUUGGCAGACGAUCGAGGAAUUCGAGACGAAGGACCUCGUGCUCGCCGACCCGGAAUCGGACAUCAAGGUUUCGAUCGAUAAGGCCACCUGGUUCCCCAAGAAGCGCUCAAAGGCGGGGCCGACUGCGGCUGGAAUGUUCACCCUCUCUUUGCGCCACAAGAAAAGCCCAACUAGCGCCAAGGUCACCGUGCGUCAGGACUUGCCCGAGCAGGAACACCUUAACGUGGCAGUGCGGCAGUUGUCCCAACUUGGCCGCGUGGACGUCGGCGGCCUACUCGGCUUCGAUGCACACCCAGAGAGCCUUGAGCGCCCCUCUGCCGCGUGCGUCCAUCACAGAGCCACGGCGCGCUACCGCAUCGAGAGCCAGGACGACGUGGACCACGGCUAUUAUUUCCGGCCUGCGUGGAAGGACCGUUGGGACAAAGUUCGCACAGGGGGGCACUCGCGGGACAACGAGGCGGCCGCCAGCUUUAUGGGCAGAUUCGGUGGCAGUGGCGGCCUGGGCAACAAGAUGUGCAAGUGCCCGAGCGCCUCGCACGGCAGCGCUGCUGGAAGCAUCGAGGGAGUACUCGUCGAGGAGGCGAGUUUUAUGCUCGCCAAGGCGUCUUGGGAGUAG